Aegilops tauschii subsp. strangulata is the source of this 829-nucleotide messenger RNA. Its product is annotated as large ribosomal subunit protein uL11. The record is from RefSeq and is a predicted model, not a curated record. Gene Ontology annotation, biological process: translation. Gene Ontology annotation, molecular function: large ribosomal subunit rRNA binding; structural constituent of ribosome. Lineage: Eukaryota; Viridiplantae; Streptophyta; Magnoliopsida; Poales; Poaceae. Gene Ontology annotation, cellular component: ribosome; cytosolic large ribosomal subunit.
CGCCGCUCAAACCCUAGCAUCUCCAACUCCAGCCGCCGCCACACACUCCCCACAGCCAAUCCUCCCCAGCCCAAGCUCGCAGCCAUGCCUCCCAAGCUCGACCCGUCCCAGAUCGUGGAGGUGUAUGUCCGCGUCACCGGCGGGGAGGUCGGCGCUGCGUCGUCCCUGGCCCCCAAGAUCGGCCCGCUCGGUCUCUCCCCAAAGAAGAUCGGAGAAGACAUCGCCAAGGAGACGGCCAAGGACUGGAAGGGCCUCCGCGUCACCGUCAAGCUCACCGUGCAGAAUCGCCAGGCCAAGGUGUCCGUCGUCCCCUCCGCCGCAGCCCUCGUCAUCAAGGCGCUCAAGGAGCCCGAGAGGGACCGCAAGAAGGUCAAGAACAUCAAGCACAGCGGCAACAUCAGCCUCGACGACGUCAUCGAGAUCGCCAAGAUCAUGAAGGUCCGCUCCAUGGCCAAGGAGAUGGCCGGCACCGUCAAGGAGAUCCUUGGCACCUGCGUCAGCGUCGGCUGCACCGUCGACGGCAAGGACCCCAAGGAUCUGCAGACGGAGAUCGACGACGGCGAGGUGGAGAUCCCCGCUUAAGAAGGCUUGGCUUUGGGCAGGUUGUUAUGUGAGGCUGCUGAAGUAGUUUCUCCUAUCUAGAUGCUUCCUGAUGCAGUUGAGAGAAUGGAUGUGAUAUCUUCACUUGUUCUACUCGUGCUGAAGAAGAAACUUUUGUCAUGCUUUAGUGGUUCCAUUGUGAGACUAUUUUUUACUGGUUUAAUGAGUACCUUGCGGAAUCAAUCAAUGUUAUUAUGGCAGCUAGAAUAUCAUAUGUUGAGUUUUGUCA